Messenger RNA from Sorex fumeus (smoky shrew), 7513 nucleotides. RefSeq names its product tetratricopeptide repeat domain 28 (gene TTC28). Lineage: Eukaryota; Metazoa; Chordata; Mammalia; Eulipotyphla; Soricidae. Gene Ontology annotation, molecular function: protein binding. The transcript is spliced from 23 exons. The record is from RefSeq and is a predicted model, not a curated record. The coding region runs from base 86 to 7513 and encodes 2475 amino acids.
AUGGCGCGCGGGGCCGGCGCGCGCGCCUAGGCUGGCGGGACCGUUAGCUGGAGGCGGACGCGGCCGGCCGGGGCCCCGCGCGGGGAUGGAGCCGUCGCCGUCGCCGGCGUCCGAGCCGAGCCCGGGGCCGGCCCCGGCACGGAGCCGUAGGCGGCGGGAGCCCGAGUCGCAGCCGGCGCCGGCGCCGAUUCCUCUUUUUGGUGCUAAGACUCUUGGCCAGAGAAGUCCUGAUGGGCCAGUGCUGAGCAAAGCGGAAUUUGUGGAGAAGGUUCGUCAGAGUAAUCAGGCCUGUCACGACGGGGAUUUCCACACGGCCAUUGUUCUGUAUAAUGAAGCCCUGGCUGUUGACCCUCAGAACUGCAUCUUGUACAGCAAUCGAUCUGCAGCCUACAUGAAGAUCCAGCAGUAUGACAAGGCCCUGGAUGAUGCCAUCAGAGCUCGACUCCUCAACCCUAAAUGGCCGAAGGCAUACUUCCGACAGGGCGUCGCCCUCCAGUACCUUGGACGUCAUGCCGAUGCCCUGGCAGCCUUUGCCUCUGGACUGGCUCAGGACCCCAAGAGUCUUCAGCUUCUCGUGGGGAUGGUAGAAGCGGCCAUGAAAUCUCCCAUGAGAGACUCCCUCGAACCCACUUACCAGCAGCUUCAGAAAAUGAAACUGGACAAGAGCCCCUUUGUGGUCGUGUCCGUGGUUGGACAGGAGCUGCUGACCGCCGGCCACCACGGGGCCUCUGUGGUUGUCUUAGAAGCUGCCCUGAAGAUCGGCACCUGCAGCCUCAAACUCAGAGGCUCCGUCUUCUCCGCCCUGAGCAGCGCUUACUGGUCUCUUGGGAACACAGAGAAGAGCACGGGUUACAUGCAGCAGGACUUGGAUGUAGCCAAGACCUUAGGUGACCAGACAGGAGAAUGCCGAGCUCAUGGGAAUCUGGGCUCUGCAUUCUUCUCCAAGGGAAAUUACCGGGAGGCGCUCACGAACCAUAGGCAUCAGCUGGUGCUUGCCAUGAAGCUCAAGGAUCGAGAGGCAGCCUCAUCAGCCCUGAGCAGUCUGGGCCACGUGUACACUGCCAUUGGCGACUACCCCAACGCACUUGCCAGCCACAAGCAGUGUGUCCUCCUCGCCAAGCAAUCCAAAGACGAGCUCUCCGAAGCGCGAGAGCUUGGCAACAUGGGAGCUGUGUACAUCGCCAUGGGUGACUUUGAGAAUGCCGUGCAGUGCCACGAGCAGCAUCUGAAGAUUGCCAAGGAACUGGGCAACAAGCGCGAGGAGGCGCGCGCCUACAGCAACCUGGGCAGCGCCUACCACUACCGGAGGAACUUCGACAAGGCCAUGUCCUACCACAAUUACGUGCUGGAGCUGGCGCAGGAGCUGAUGGAGAAGGCCAUCGAGAUGCGGGCCUACGCGGGCCUGGGCCACGCUGCCAGGUGCAUGCAGGACCUGGAGAGGGCUAAGCAGUACCACGAGCAACAGCUGGGCAUCGCGGAGGACCUCAAGGACCGGGCAGCCGAAGGGCGAGCGUCCUCCAAUCUGGGAAUCAUCCACCAGAUGAAAGGCGACUACGACACGGCACUGAGGCUGCACAAGACCCACCUCUGCAUCGCCCAGGAGCUGAGCGACUACGCAGCCCAGGGCCGGGCCUACGGCAACAUGGGCAACGCCUACAACGCGCUGGGCAUGUACGACCAGGCCGUCAAGUACCACCGGCAGGAGCUGCAGAUCUCCAUGGAGGUCAACGACCGCGCCUCCCAGGCCUCCACGCAUGGCAACCUGGCCGUGGCCUACCAGGCCCUGGGCGCCCACGACCGGGCCCUGCAGCACUACCAGAACCACCUCAACAUCGCUCGCGAGCUGCGUGACAUCCAGAGCGAGGCCCGGGCCCUCAGCAACCUGGGCAACUUCCACUGCUCCCGGGGCGAGUACGUCCAGGCCGCCCCCUACUACGAGCAGUACCUGCGGCUGGCCCCCGACCUCCAGGACAUGGAAGGAGAGGGCAAGGUCUGCCACAACCUCGGCUACGCCCACUACUGCCUGGGCAAUUACCAGGAGGCCGUGAAGUACUACGAGCAGGACCUGGCCCUCGCCAAGGACCUGCACGACAAACUGAGCCAGGCCAAGGCCUACUGCAACCUGGGCCUGGCCUUCAAGGCCCUGCUGAACUUCAGCAAGGCCGAGGAGUGCCAGAAGUACCUGCUGUCCCUGGCCCAGUCCCUGAACAACUCCCAGGCGAGGUUCCGUGCCCUCGGUAACCUGGGCGACAUAUUCAUCUGCAAGAAGGACGUGUGCGGCGCCAUCAAGUUCUACGAGCAGCAGCUGGGCCUGGCCCACCACGUGAAGGACCGGCGGCUGGAGGCCGGGGCCUACGCCGCCCUGGGCACCGCCUACCGCAUGCUCCAGAAGUACGACAAGGCCCUGGGCUACCACACGCAGGAGCUGGAGGUGUAUCAGGAGCUGAGCGAGCUUCCGGGCGAGUGCCGGGCGCACGGGCACCUGGCCGCCGUCUACAUGGCCCUGGGGAAGUACACAAUGGCCUUCAAGUGCUAUGAGGAGCAGCUGGAGCUGGGCCAGAAGCUCAAGGAGCCCGGCCUGGAGGCCCAGGUCUACGGCAACAUGGGCAUCACCAAGAUGAACAUGAACGUCAUGGAGGAGGCCAUCGGCUACUUUGAGCAGCAGCUGGCCACGCUGCAGCAACUCAGCGGCAGCGAGGCGGUGCUGGACCGGGGCCGCGCCUACGGCAACCUGGGGGACUGCUACGAGGCCCUGGGGGACUACGAGGAGGCCAUCAAGUACUACGAGCAGUACCUGUCGGUCGCCCAGAGCCUGAACCGCAUGCAAGACCAAGCCAAGGCGUACCGGGGUCUCGGGAAUGGCCACAGGGCCAUGGGGAGCUUGCAGCAAGCCCUCGUGUGCUUCGAGAAGCGGCUGGUGGUGGCCCACGAGCUCGGGGAGGCCUUUAACAAGGCGCAGGCCUACGGCGAGCUGGGCAGCCUGCACAGCCAACUGGGCAACUACGAGCAAGCCAUCUCCUGCCUGGAGCGCCAGCUGCACCUCGCACGGGAGAUGAAGGACCGGGCCCUGGAGAGCGACGCGGCCUGCGGCCUGGGGGGCGUCUACCAGCAGAUGGGGGAGUACGACACGGCCCUGCAGUACCACCAGCUCGACCUGCAGAUCGCCGAGGAGACCAACAACCCCACCUGCCAGGGCCGGGCCUACGGCAACCUGGGCCUGACCUACGAGUCGCUAGGCACCUUCGAGCGGGCUGUGGUGUACCAGGAGCAACACUUGAGCAUCGCCGCGCAGAUGAACGACCUGGCGGCCAAGACCGUGUCCUACAGCAGCCUGGGCCGCACCCACCACGCCCUGCAGAACUACUCGCAGGCCGUCAUGUACCUACAGGAAGGUUUGAGGUUAGCUGAGCAACUUGGCCGCAGAGAAGACGAAGCUAAAAUCCGCCACGGACUCGGUCUGUCCCUCUGGGCCAGCGGCAACCUGGAGGAGGCCCAGCACCAGCUGUACCGGGCAUCAGCCCUGUUUGAAACCAUCCGCCACGAGGCGCAGCUAAGCACGGAUUACAAACUCUCACUCUUCGACCUGCAGACGUCCUCCUACCAGGCCUUGCAGCGGGUGCUCGUCAGCUUGGGCCAUCACGACGAAGCCCUGGCAGUGGCCGAGAGAGGACGGACGAGGGCCUUCGCAGACCUGCUGGUGGAAAGGCAGAUGGGGCAGCAGGACUCUGACCCAUACUCGCCCGUGACCGUCGAUCAGAUCCUGGAGGUGGUGAAUGGGCAGCGCGGCCUGGUGCUGUACUACUCCCUGGCUGCCGGCUACCUGUACAGCUGGCUGCUGGCCCCGGGAGCAGGGAUCCUGAAGUUUCAUGAGUACUACCUGGGCGACAACACAGCGGAAAUCUCCGGUGACGUCCAGGCGGGCAGCAGCGCCACCCUUCCAUCGACCACCAGCUCAGCCCUGGAACAACUCAUCACCAAUGUGCGGGAGGCCCUGGGGGUGGAGUCCUACUACUCCAGGGCCUGCGCCAGCAGCGAGACGGAGAGUGAGGCCGGGGACAUCAUGGAGCGGCACUUUGAAGAGAUGAAUGAACGACUGAACUCGGUCACCGACCCCACCGGCUUCCUGCGCAUGGUCCGGCGCAACAACCUCUUCAACAGGAGCUGCCAGAGCAUGACGAGCUUGGUGAGCAGCACAGCGUCCCCCAGCAAGGACGGGGCCUCGUCCCUGCCCCGGAGGCAGAGUUCAGCCGUGCGCCCUCCGCUGCGUGCCCUCUACGACCUGCUCAUCGCGCCCAUGGAAGGGGGCCUGAUGCACUCGAGCGGCCCAGUGGGCCGGCACCGGCAGCUGGUCCUGGUGCUGGAGGGGGAGCUCUACCUCGUCCCCUUCGCCCUGCUCAAGGGCACCUCCUCCAACGAGUACCUCUGCGAGCGCUUCGCCCUCAUCUCCAUCCCCUCCAUCCGCGCCCUCGGCCCCCAAGCCAAGACUCAGCUGCGGAAGAGCCCGCCCACCUACUCCAGCUCUACCUCCAUGGCCGCCGUGGUGGGCAACCCCAAGCUGCCGUCGGCCGUGAUGGACAGGUGGCUGUGGGGGCCCAUGCCCUCGGCCGAGGAGGAGGCCUACAUGGUGUCCGAGCUGCUGGGCUGCCAGCCCCUGGUGGGCAGCGUGGCCACCAAGGAGAGGGUCAUGAGCGCCCUGAGCCAGGCCGAGUGCGUCCACUUCGCCACGCACAUCUCCUGGAAGCUCUCGGCCCUGGUGCUCACGCCUGGCCCGGACGGCAACCCGGUGGGCAGCAAGAGCUCCUUCGGCCACCCCUACACCAUCCCCGAGAGCCUGCGCGUGCAGGACGACGCCAGCGACGGCGAGAGCCUCUCCGACUGCCCGCCGCUGCAAGAGCUGCUCCUCACGGCCGCCGACGUGCUGGACCUGCGACUCCCAGUCAAGCUGGUGGUCCUGGGCUCCUCGCAAGAGUCCAGCGGCCGGGUCACGGCCGACGGUGUCAUUGCGCUCACCCGCGCCUUCCUGGCCGCCGGGGCGCAGUGCGUGCUGGUGGCGCUCUGGCCCGUGCCCGUGGCCGCCUCCAAGAUGUUCCUGCACGCCUUCUACUCCUCGCUACUGAACGGCCUGAAGGCCAGCGCCGCCCUGGCCGAGGCCAUGAAGGUAGUCCAGAGCAGCAAGGCCUUCUCCGCCCCCUCCAACUGGGCAGGCUUCAUGCUCAUUGGCAGCGACGUCAAGCUGAACAGCCCCUCGUCGCUCAUCGGCCAGUCCCUGGCGGAGAUCCUGCAGCACCCGGAGCGCGCCCGGGACGCCCUGCGUGUGCUGCUGCAUCUGGUGGAGAAGUCCCUGCAGCGGAUCCAGAACGGGCAGCGCAAUGCCAUGUACACGUCCCAGCAGAGCGUGGAGAACAAAGUGGGCGGCAUCCCGGGCUGGCAGGCCCUGCUGACCGCCGUGGGCUUCCGGCUGGACCCCCCCGCCAGCGGCCUGCCCGCAGCUGUCUUCUUCCCGACCUCUGACCCCGGCGAGAGGCUACAGCAGUGUAGCAGCACCCUCCAGUCCCUGCUGGGUCUGCCCAACCCCGCCCUCCAGGCCCUCUGCAAGCUCAUCACCGCCUCUGAGACGGGCGAGCAGCUUAUCAGCCGGGCUGUUAAAAAUAUGGUUGGAAUGCUCCACCAGGUGCUGGUCCAGCUGCAGGCCGGCGAGAAGGAGCAGGACUUGGCGGCGGCGCCCAUCCAGGUGUCCAUCAGUGUGCAGCUGUGGCGGCUCCCCGGCUGCCACGAGUUCCUGGCCGCUCUCGGAUUUGAUCUCUGCGAAGUGGGUCAGGAGGAAGUAAUACUGAAAACCGGGAAACAGGCCAACCGUCGCACCAUGCACUUUGCGCUCCAGUCCUUGCUCGCUCUCUUUGAUUCCACCGAGCUGCCCAAGCGCCUCAGCCUGGACAGCUCGUCGUCGCUGGAGUCCCUGGCCUCGGCGCAGUCGGUGUCCAACGCGCUGCCCCUGGGGUACCAGCACCCCCCGUUCUCGCCGACGGCGGCCGACGGCCUCGCCUCGGACGCCAUCUCCGUGUACAGCCUGAGCUCCAUCGCCUCGUCCAUGAGCUUCGCGUCCAAGGCCGAGGGGGCGGCGGCGGCGGCCGAGGCGGGCGCGGGCGCGGGGGUCCCGGCGCGGGGGCCCAAGGGCGCCUACCCGCAGCGGGCCACGCUGCCGCGGAGCCAGGCGUCCCCCCACGCGCGGCCCGGCGGCGGCGGCGGGGCCAAGGACGACGACGAGUACCAGGGCUUCUCCAUCAUCAGCACCGAGCCGCUGGCGGCCUACGCGGAGGGCCGGGCCGGGGGGCCGGCGGCGGGGGUCGCGCGCUUCUCCCCCGACGCCGCCGCCGCCGCCGCGCGGGGCCGCCUGCAGGCGUCCGUCAGCUCCAAGGGCAGCGUGAGCACGCCCAACUCGCCCGCCAGGAGGGUGACGCUCAUCCCCAGCCCCAACUCGCCCUUCCAGAAGGUGGGCCGGCUGGCCAGCCCGGACGCGGGCGAGUCGGACCAGUCGAGCACCGAGACGGACAGCACCGUCAAGUCGCAGGACGACGCGCCGGGGGGCGCGGGCGGCGCGGGCGGCGCGCUGGACCCGCAGGAGCUGGCGCAGAAGAUUCUGGAGGAGACGCAGAGCCACCUGCUGGCCGUCGAGCGGCUGCAGCGCGGGGCCGCGCCCGACGGCGGCCCCGGCCCGGCCCCCGCGCCCCCCGCGCCCGCCGCCGUCGUCUUCCGCGCGUCCGAGACCAGCGCCUUCAGCCGGCCGCCCGCGCCCCCCGCGCCGCCCGCGCCCCCGGCCGCGCCCGCCAAGCCCCGGCCGCCCGCGCGCAGCUCGUCGCUGCCCCAGGCCGCGUCGGGCCGCGCCAGCCCCGGCAGCGCCUCGGACGCGCCCGGCUCGCUCGAGGGGGCGGCGGCGGCGUCGGGGGCGUCGGUGUCGUCGGCGGCCGCGUCGCCCCGCUUCAAGCCCAAGUACCCCAGCUCGCCCUACAGCGCGCACAUCGCCGGCUCGCCCCGCGGCGCCUCGCCCGCCGGCAGCGCCCCGUCGCCCGCGCUCUCGUUCGCGUCGUCGUCGGCGGGCUCGGCGCGCUCCAGCCCCGCGCCGCCCGCCCCGCGCGCCCCCGCCGCCCCCGCCGACGCCAACGCCAACGCCGACGCCAAGGUGCAGGCCGUGCACGACCUCAAGAUGUUCGCGCAGGCCGGGGGCCCGCCGCGCGCCGCGCCCGGGACCCUCACGGCCCGCCGGGACGUGCUCGGCCUCCUCAACCUCUCCCCGCGCCGCCGCGACCAGGACGGCGGCGCGGGCGCGGGCGCGGGCGGCGGGGACCGGCUGGAACUGCGCGAGCUGCCGCCCGCCCGGCGCCGCGACGCGCCCGCCGACGGCCCCUGGGAGGCGCCCGCCGCCGCCGCCGGCCCCCCGCGGCCCCUGCGCCUGCCCGCCGCCAACGGCUACAAGUUCCUCUCGGCCGGCAGGUUCUUCCCGUCCUCCAAAUGCUAG